GUAUGUGUGUGUGUAGCUGCGAGUGUGUACGUGUGUGUGGUUAUUAACUUGAAGUGACCUGAUAUGAAACCGGAAGAGAUCAGUCACUAUAAAUACCUUGAGAGACAGUUGGUAUCUCGCUGUUUCCUUCUUGCCGAGUGCUGGUGGUUUGAGUAACUGACACAACCCGCUCAGCAGCUCCGAGACGUGGGGUGUCAACAGGGGGGAAACCGGAGCUGGUGACGUAGGGUUCUUGUGGCCACUGGACCCCACGGUGUGUGCUCGGGAUGGCCUCCGCUCUACCCCUGUCCUCUCUUUUCCUCUUCCUCGGUGCUGUGCGCUGGCUCCUGGCACUCCGGUUGUGGCCACCAGAGGGCGUGAGGGAGGGGGAUCCGGCUUUACUGCAGUGCGACCUCGAGCUGCCCCCCAAUACCAGCGUGGGGGAUGUGAAGGUGGAUUGGUACCAUUCCACGCACAGUGCCGAGACCCAACAAGAGAUCCUGUAUUAUUACAGUAACAUAUCGGUGAUUGUCCCGGGCACGAACUUCACGUCCAGACUGCUCUGGGCCGGCAACAUCCAGCACAACAACUGCUCCAUCCUCCUCACCGCAGCCAAGUGCAGCGACUCCGGCCUCUACAGCUGUGAGGUGCGGACGCCCAGGACCCAUCGUAUCAUCCGCAAAGCCAACAUGACAGUCAGGGUCCUGUGUGCAGGGUUCAGGGUGCGGAGACUUAAGGUUCCGAUGCCGGUGUUGCAAUUGUGGCACAUACCGGUGUAUUCCGUGGUGGGAGUGCUGGGAUUGUGUGUGACUCUGGCUCUCCUGGCAGUGUGGGCGCUGAGGAGACAAAGGAGGAACGAGGCUGCCCGACCCACAAACUCUGAGGAGCCGGACAUCUACGUGACUGUGAACCGGAGAUCUGGCCUCGGAGCGGAGCCAGGGAAACCCACAGAGAGAACAAGAGAUCAGGAGAAGGAAGCAGCCUCCAAUGAAACCUACAUGACGAUGCGUGCGUGGAUGGGAUUCCAGAAAGGUUUGUGUCCAAGACCACGCCCGGCAUUGACUCUACACCAACACCCAGACCCUCACCAACACCCAGACCCUCACCAACACCCAGACCCUCACCAACACCCAGACCCUCACCAACACCCAGACCCUCACCAACACCCAGACCUUCAUCCACACCCUCAUCCAGACCCAUGUCCAGGGGCAAUAACUAACACAGGAGACGUCUCCGAUGGAGGUUCCCGGGUAGCCACAGGAACAUUGACUGCGGAACCACAACAGUGA
Molecule: messenger RNA, 1268 nt
Organism: Callorhinchus milii (elephant shark)
Lineage: Eukaryota; Metazoa; Chordata; Chondrichthyes; Chimaeriformes; Callorhinchidae
Exons: 7
Coding region: 267-1268 (333 amino acids)
Cellular component (GO): membrane
Source: RefSeq, a predicted model, not a curated record